UUUCUUUAUGUUUCUUCCUCAGAAUGUUGCGCUUCCGUCUCCUCCCUGCCCUGGCGGGCUUAGCAGCCACUUCCAGGUGCCAUUUUGGCAUGGCUCGUUAUCCUCAAAGUCGGCGUAGGCUUAUGAUGGUAGCUUUCGUAGGGACAGCAGCUGUAACAACAAGUACUGGACUUCUUUGGAAAAGAGCACAUGCAGAAGCAUCAUCAUCUGUAAAUCAUGACAUGCACACAACGGCUGAGAAGAUGAGAAGCAGAGAAGUAGUGAAUGAAGGGAGUGAUGAUAGGAAAGUCAUAGAGUCAGACAAUGUUCCUCAGGCAGAAGGAAAGAAGAAGAAGCAGCGUUCUGGAUUUCGGGACCGUAAGGUAUGUCUUUAUGAAACUUUGUUGUUGUUUAGUCGUUAA
Python bivittatus (Burmese python) is the source of this 401-nucleotide messenger RNA. NCBI's taxonomy places the organism in Eukaryota, Metazoa, Chordata, Lepidosauria, Squamata, Pythonidae. The record is from RefSeq and is a predicted model, not a curated record.